Dracunculus medinensis (Guinea worm) is the source of this 1143-nucleotide messenger RNA. Lineage: Eukaryota; Metazoa; Nematoda; Chromadorea; Rhabditida; Dracunculidae. The record is from the annotation of a GenBank genome assembly.
AUGCUUGAUAUAGUUUUGGGCGAAGAAAAUAAAUCACCUAAGAAAAAGGAAGUGCUAGAUCAAAUUCAAGAUUACUUUCCGGAAAAGAUUGUCCCAUUAGUGAAACAACUUCACGAUGUCAUUCGCUUACUUCCAGUAUACAAUAGUUUAAGCAAUAAAUUCAAAUUUCUGUCACCAAGAAUAGCACCGAUUUUCCGAGAAAGAAGCAAUAUGUCACUCGAGACUUUAUCACCCAAUUUAUUUCCAUUAUAUCCUGAUUCAUCACAAGACAGUAUUUUAUCGAUACCAGAAAUCCUUAAUGCGUCCGGGCUGAACUCGGUCGAUAAGGAUUCAAUCAUGGAAUUAAUUAUUGAGGCAAGCGGAACUCGUGUUAUAAUUGACAAUAUUAUGGCUAAAUUAGAAAAAAUUUCUUAUUGGCAUAUUGACAAUGAUAUUUCCAUCGUAACUGAUAAAAUUAACAAUGCUUUCAAAGCAGUCGCGAGAACAUUUUCAAAACGGCAAAAGCGCGAAAUUGAUCAUGGAAAAUAUACAUUUAUGACUAAGCGACAAAUUUUGAUGGUUUUUGGUCCAAAUGCUAUCUAUAACGCUUCGAAUUUGCCCUUUGACCUCAAUGACUACGAAAAUUGGACUGAUAAAGAAAAACAAGAGGCAUUUAUUAAUAAAAUACGAAUCAUAGCUGAUGAAAAAACAGCGAAGAUUGGAAAAAAACGUUCAAAACGCUUCGUUUCACUUGCUCCAUUCGCUUUUUCACCGAGUAUAGUACAAUUUUCCAUUUUAACUCCAAUUGUUAUUUCACCAUCUCUCUUUUCGCCAAGUAUAUUAGCACCGAGUCUUCUCAGUCCGCCAAUUUUAUCACCUCAGAUUGGAAAUCCGCUAAUAUUCUCACCAUAUUUGCUGGGACCAAAUAUUCUUUCUCCUGCUAUCUUCAACGCAUAUGUAUUUUCACCCUACGUUUUAGCGCCGAACGUUGUAAAUCCAUAUGUUUUGUCACCACUGAUAUUAAGCCCAUAUGUGCUCAGCCCUGAUAUAUUAUCGCCUACGGUUCUCUCAGGAUCAAUUUUAAGUCCGAAUGUUUUAUCACCAAGUAUUAAUAGUACUGGUAUUUUGGCUGCUAAUGUUUUGUCUCCCACUUUUCUUUCGUAG